AUGACGAGCGACCAGCCAAGCCACCUAUCAACAAGCCGGCCCCUCCACUUUCAACACCAGAACCAGGUCACGCUCGCGAACACCGUCAAGGGGGAGCCGUUCCCGCUCGAGAACUCCAUCUCGAUCCAGGAAACAACGCUCAAGAUCCCGGUCUGCAUCGGCAUCACGCAUCACAUCUACCAACAAGAACAAGAUAACCCAGAAAUAGCUCACCUUAAGCGCGAGAACGCCAUCCUACGUGAUCUCGCUCUCGUGCUCGUCGGUGCCGCCGUUUGUGUCUCCUCGGAGAACCGCUACGGCGCCCAAGCAGCGGCCGGAGGAGGCUUUGCUGGCCCUGGGUUCACUGGAGGCGCAGGAGCCGAAGGUGGUGCUGGAGGCCCUUCAUUCCCCCCUCAGCCAUACAGCUUCGGCUAUGACAGCACGGACGAGUUUGGCACCCAGCUCUUCCACAAGGAACAAGGCGACGCCAGCAAUGCUAAGACCGGUUCGUACGGCUACCGCGACGCCAACGGCCUUUACCGAACCGUGACGUACGUGGCUGACGCGAAUGGCUUCCGUGCUACCGUGGACACUAACGAGCCCGGCACCGCCCCCGGAGCCAGCGCCGAUGCCGUGUUCAACGCCAAGCCUGUCGCUGCACCCGCCGCGGCACCUGGAGCAGGGAAAGUGACACCCGGCCGCUACGUCGGAGCCAGACCUGGUGGCGCAUAUGGCACCACUGCUGCCGCUGGUGCCGCUGGGGGACCUUGGGCUGGCUAG
Dermacentor silvarum is the source of this 759-nucleotide messenger RNA. Its product is annotated as pupal cuticle protein 36a-like. Gene Ontology annotation, molecular function: structural constituent of chitin-based larval cuticle. The coding region runs from base 1 to 759 and encodes 252 amino acids. The transcript is spliced from 4 exons. NCBI's taxonomy places the organism in Eukaryota, Metazoa, Arthropoda, Arachnida, Ixodida, Ixodidae. The record is from RefSeq and is a predicted model, not a curated record. Gene Ontology annotation, cellular component: chitin-based extracellular matrix.